This is a messenger RNA of Osmia lignaria (orchard mason bee), 3862 nucleotides long. RefSeq lists its product as uncharacterized. NCBI's taxonomy places the organism in Eukaryota, Metazoa, Arthropoda, Insecta, Hymenoptera, Megachilidae. The record is from RefSeq and is a predicted model, not a curated record.
UGUUCGUCGACCUGCUCCCUGCUUUACCUGACACCGCUCGCCAGUGUUUCCAUAGCCGCGUACACCGAUGGAUCGACUCGGGAUCCUCUCGUGAGUCCGUUGAGCUCGCCACGCUCGGAUCGUCACCCCCCAAGUCGAAUAAAAAAACCAUUCGGAACGAUCGCGGAAUUUCGACUUGGAAUUCGAAAGUUUGUGCCCGUGUAAUCCGUUGGACAAGUCAAACGAGCACAGUGAACAGAGGUAGACGAAGAGUGACACGUUGCGAUACGAUCGAUCCAACGUAGCCAACUUCUACACGCGUUUACGAGGAUCGAAACAACAAUGUGCUCGUGACAGAGAGAGGGAAGGAUCGUUGGUCGGGUUCGGUUUCAUGAGGAAAGUUCACGUUCCCUUAGACGAUUUUUUCGUUAGACUUGAAGAAGACUGAGGAAGGAAACGGAUAAAACGUGGGCGUUGAGUGAUUGUUGUCGGUGCUAGGUUCCAUCGGGAGUCAUGAAAGAUACCAGCGAUAUGAUGAAGGACGACUUGCCCGCGGACACGUUGAUGGACUGCGAGGGUGACGGCGGAGGGUUGGAGGAUCUCACGAACGACGUCGCAGAUUCAUCUCCGACUAUUCGAGAUGCUGCGGAGAGGUUGCUGACGUUAUUGGGGGUGGACGAAGACGAGGACCUGAUGUCGUCCUCCGAGGACGAGGGUGUGGAGCUGGACGAUUUAGAAGACGAAGAAGAAGAAGAGGAAGAGAACACCAGGUUAUUGCAUCAACUGGUCGCUUCAUUAGCCAAGGAAUUAAAGCAACAAUCUCAUCAGAAACAAACGUCGACUAGGAUCCUUGGUAGAAGUUCCUUCAAGGACUCUAAGGAGCACACAGAGACCGGUUACCUGGACCGUGCUUGCCUUCAGGAACAAAAUUUCAAAUCGACCAGCUGUUAUCGCGAGAGUUUGCCUGACAAGUGCCAGAAACAAGGCUCUUCUCGUUUCCUAUCCAAGGAUCAUGGGUUUUUAGAUUCCCAUCAGUGGGUGAAUCCUUGUUCAAGGAUGAAUCAGCAGGCAGAAGGUGGUAGCCAUCAAGUAUCAGGAUCUUGGAACGCUGGUUGGGAUGCAUGCGCAACGGAAGCUCUUAGAUAUCUGGUCGAAGACGAAGGUCUACAUCCUCAUCAUCCCACGGUGGUGGCCAUGAAGAGCCAUCUGGAGUUGCAGAGGGAACGAGCCUUAUUCGCUCAGUACACCGCGUAAACGAAUUUCGGAUCUUAUCGAAGGGCGAGAGACGGUAUUUUUUUAAAAGCAAGCCUGGUUGACUUUCACCGAGGGAUGCUUUCGAGGCGAGGGCAAUCGCGAGAAGGAAUCGAUUCAAGAGAGAGGGUGUUUCCGGUUUCUACUUUGGGGAUUGAACGCGGUGAAUGUGGGCGAGGAGCUGGCGAAAUCUCUGCUCUUGGAAAGCUGGCCACCUGUUACGAUAUCCUUUGUAAGCGGAUGCUCUUUUGUGGAUAUACUUCUCUGAUUCGUUAAGGUGAAAGAAUCAUUAACAGGUAUCUAUCAUUCUACUUGUUAACAAGAAUCGAAGAGUUACUUCUGGAUGAGUAGGAACACUUUCAAUCCUUUCUAAAUUAUUUAUAUUAAUUUUGGAAGAUUUUCAAUCUGGAUGAGUAGGAACACUUUCAAGCCUUUCUAAAUUAUUUAUAUUAAUUUUGGAAGAUUUUCAAUCAGGAUGAAUAGGAACACUUUUAAUCCUUUUCAAAUUACUCAUAUUAAUUUUGGAAGAUUUUUAAUCUAGACAAAUAGGAGCACUUUUAAAUCUUUACAAAUUACUCCUAUUAAUUUUGAAAGCUUUCCAAUCUGGAUGAGUAGGAUCACUUUUAAUCCUUUUCGAGUUAGUCAUAUUAAUUUUGGAAUCCUUUCAAUCUGGAUGAGUAGGAUCACUUUUAACCCUUUCCAAAUCACUCAUAUUAAUUUUGGAAGCUCUUCAAUCUCUCCAAAUUACUAAUAUCAAUUUUGAAAUGAUUUUAAGAUAUUUUACAAGAAGAGUCAAUUGAAAUAUACCAUUUGAAAUGAACCAUCAUUAGAAAUACAUAAUUUUGAAUUUUCAAUUAAUUUAAAUUCCCACUACAGAAUAGGUGUACAAGUGUAAAGGGUUAAAGUUUCACCUACCCCAUACUGAUGAUUCUUCUAAGAGGGUACAUUAUGUACAUGGAUUUCAAUAGCUUGUCCCACAUUCGCUUUUUCAAUCACCUCGAGUCAUCAGGAUCAUCCAGAACGACAAUCUUGCCCGAGCAGAAGUUCCUGCCACGAUAAAGUGGAAAGAAUCUCUCUUUCCAUUCAGAUAAAAAUGCAUUCACCGUGUGUUUGUCAAGCAAACGACGCGCUUUCAUACGUUCUCAACCGUGAGACUGUGCUCGUCAAGUGAAUUCGAACUUCACCAUAACUUCAGCCACUCCGUAGGGUUGCGCUUUCGUACCAAGCCACCCUUAAAUAUAACUUUUCAUUAAGAGAACGUCACUUCCCUUGGGACGUUUUCUCUUUUCCAUUUCAAAAGUACAACAUUUAAAUUUCCAAGAAAAUUUCUUGUUUAAAUAUUUUCAAGUUUCAAGGGUGGAACGAUUGAAAUCAAAAUGAAAAUCUUCAGUUUUAUACUUUUUUUAUACCUUCUUUUUUUUAUAUAUCGCCAUUAGUUGUUAAGAUUAUCGUCUCUCUUUCUUUUUUUCUCUUUUUAAUUACACGCAUUAUUUAUUGUAUUUGUAACGACUUAGGAUUAAGAUACACGCGAAAAUUCUCUCUUCUGACAUGCUUUCAAUCCAUUCGACGUUAGAUUCACUCGACGAGAAACGAAUGUCAAUAAACGAUGUCAAUAACAGAGAGAGAGAAAAAGUUCAUACGCUGGAUCGAUAUGAACGAAGAAGAAUUUUCAAUUUUCAUCGUGGAGUGUGUUUUUGACAAAUUCUGCAAGAUUUUAUAUUCCGAUGCGGUUCAACUCUCUGAAGGGGGGGUGAGAAAUUCAAUUUAGCUGUUUCGUGUUUCCAAAUAUUUUCGGUCAGGUUUUUUCAGAGUCAGUGGGUUGAACAGCGAGGAAAGUGCGAAGAGACGUCCGUCGAAAUCAAAAAGAAAAUAUUCUUAGGCUAUUUUGUCGUAAGAACAAUCACGAACAAAAAAUUAGGGAAGUUAAUGAAAUAUAUUAAUCGUCGAAUGGCGGAGGGUUGAUUGUAACCCGAGCUAACGAAAAAGAAAUAUUUAAAAUUUGAAUAAUUGAAAUAGAAAUAAAAUUCUAGAAUUAAAGUUGGUCCGCCGUUCGAGGAUUAAUUUGCAUAAAUUGUUUAAACGUAGCAUCUCAUCCAAUAUUCCUAAAUUUAUAUAAAUUUCACCAACGCCAAGUGCCUCCGUUUCAAUUCAAUUCCACCCACCUUUUCCAUAUUCUAAAGUGAAUUAAAUAUAAAAAGUUUGAAAAAGAAACUGAACGAUGGGAUGCAACGUUUGAUAAAAUUCAAAGAUGGUAAAUUGUAUACGAUAAAUUUGGAUCCAAAAAUAUUUUGGAUGAAAAAUAUUUUCUUCUAAAGUGAAUGAGAUCACCUUGGUUUUUGGUAGACAAGGUGUUCGACGAAUCGUCACGAGUGAUUUUAGAUCGAUAUUUCCUUGAUCGUGAAUCACUCGUUUUCAAAAAAUCCAAGUUAAUUCUGUGGUCACGAAUAUUUCGAGUCGUAUGAUGUUCUUUAGAACCAAUCAAAAGGGACGUGGAGAUGGUCGAUGAUUAGACGCAUCGUUUGUACAUAUGUAUGAUAUAUCGUUUUAACUUAUACACGACUAUUGUUACUUUUACAAUAAAUCAUUGUAGAUAACAUUGACCAGUAAAAUAAACGAACGCUAAGUUAAUUAA